AUGCUCUGUAAAAAUGGAGAAAUACCUACAUACAUACCAUCUGAUGUAACGGAACUAUUUAUUGAAAAGUUUGACUUUAAUCAGCUCAGUAGAAAUCAGUUCAAAGAUGUGUCAAAUAUACAAAAACUCGAUAUUCAAGCAGAGAGUGGGAAGUAUAUUCCUUCUAAAAGCUUUGAUCAGUUUGUCAAUUUAACAUAUCUUGGCUUACAUGGGAAAGAUAUUGAAAUGAUCAGCCCAGAUGUCUUUCUAGGACUAAACAAGUGUUUGACACUAAAUUUAUCAUCUAACCCUAGUCUACAAAUUUCGGGAAUAAGUAGCGCUUUAAAUUCAGAAAACAGAGGACUCAGUACGACAAUAUUGCCAGAAUUGUUAUCAUUAAGUGUAGCUAAGAUAAAAACGUCCUUUCCAAAUCCAGUGGAUCUUAAUGACUACUUCUUUAAAUCAAUAACUCUUGGUAGAAAGCUUAAGUACUUAGAUAUAUCUGACCUUAAUAUAUUAAUGCUUAAUUUCGAUGCUAUUGGGCACAUAUGUAAGACUGUAGAGUAUGUGGAUUUAAGAAAGUCAGUAACUGGAAACUUUAGAAAUUUCAUAAAAGCUGAGGCAUGUGAAAGCCUAAGGACGAUUGAUAUAAGUGAGGCGGUUCUGCCAGCGCUACGAAUCAAAUUUACAUUUGAGACACUUAAUUUCUUUUGCGAGUCUUUGAAUUUCUAUACAUUCGUAGAAAAACUUUUGGCAACCAAUAUAAAUACAGAACAUAAUAUUGAGAUAAAUGACUACUUUUUGGACAUGUUAAGGUGCCCACUUCAACUUAAAAAAGUGUCAUUUGCGGGAAAUAAGAUGAAAUGGUUGAAUAUGACCGUUCAGUUACACCAAACAACCAAACAGAGUAUUUCUGAAAUUAAUAUUUCAUAUAAUGGAUUGGAAUACAUCUCUCCGUCAGUUUUGCAACCGUCAGUGAACAUGCGCAUUCUGGAUUUUUCACAUAACGAACUACAUGUAAUGCAAGAAAAAUAUACAGAGGAGUUUGAAAGACUAUUUUGGGCUCUAACAAAACUUUAUUACCUUAAUAUCUCUCAUAACAGUUUAAGCAAUUUACCGAUGCAAAUGUUCAAGAAAUCCCGAUCUCUAAAGAUUUUAGACAUUUCGUACAAUAGAGUAAGCAGCUUGCAUUUCUCAAUAAAACAUCUAGGUAACCUUGAAAAACUCAUUGCCCGUCAUAACAAAAUUUACAUUAUUGAGCAAAACGUUCGAACUGAAUUACAAAUACUUUUACAAGGGUCUCAUCAUAACCUUACUCAUCGUAACGGCAAAAACAAAAAGCAUUUUCAUGUAUAUCUAGAGGCAAAUCCAUUUCAAUGCACAUGUGAUAGUGUAAACGAGGAGUUUAUAGAGUGGCUGCAUUAUACUGAAGUCAUAGAUGGAAAUGAAACAAUAACAUGCAUGCUAGAUGACAAUAUCAAGGUCAUACGGAAUAACGCCCUGAAAGAGACUGUACACUUUUGCAGAAUGCAAACCAUCAAGAAGAUCGCUAUGAUUGCUACGCCCUCCGUUAUUAUAGCAGUAAUACUGGGCGUAUUUGCUUUUGUUCGUAUAAGGAAACGUCGUAAAAACGGGAAAAGGCUUCGUGAAGUGAUUGCCCAAAUUGAGGCAGGAACGUUUCCAUUACGAUAUCUUGCAUUCUUGUCAUAUUGUAGUGAAGACGCUGACCUUGUAUUGAAGAAAAUAUAUCCGGAACUAUGUAAACAUUUGUCAGAAAUGACUCAUUCAAACGAACAAAUGGUGUGCAUAGGUGAUAAACAUUUUCAACCUGGAUAUUCCCUUAUUUGCGAAGUUAUGCGUUGCGUGGAGGAGUCGUCGGUUUUUGUUGCAAUUAUUUCGAAAAUGUUUUGCCGAAAGAAAAUGUGCAAACUUGAAAUAAAAGAGGCAUAUGAACAGAAUAAACCCAUUUUAAUGCUUAUGAUCGAACAUGUUGAUAAGGAAUUAAUGGACAAUUUUCUUCAGAAAAUAUUUGAUCGUUUCGCCCAUGCCGCAUGGAAACCAGAUCAGAACGGUGGCCAUAUUGAACCAGAAUGGAACAUAUUCUGCAAGUCUAUCAUACAGUUAUCCGGAAAAGAUAACACACAUGCUUAUUAA
This is a messenger RNA of Mercenaria mercenaria, 2133 nucleotides long. RefSeq names its product toll-like receptor 6. Gene Ontology annotation, biological process: toll-like receptor signaling pathway; inflammatory response; immune response. Gene Ontology annotation, molecular function: transmembrane signaling receptor activity; protein binding. The record is from RefSeq and is a predicted model, not a curated record. The transcript has a single exon. NCBI's taxonomy places the organism in Eukaryota, Metazoa, Mollusca, Bivalvia, Venerida, Veneridae. Gene Ontology annotation, cellular component: membrane. Bases 1 to 2133 code for a protein of 710 amino acids.